This is a messenger RNA of Trifolium pratense (red clover), 861 nucleotides long. RefSeq names its product protein PAM68, chloroplastic. Bases 132 to 776 code for a protein of 214 amino acids. Lineage: Eukaryota; Viridiplantae; Streptophyta; Magnoliopsida; Fabales; Fabaceae. The record is from RefSeq and is a predicted model, not a curated record. The transcript is spliced from 2 exons.
UAUCCUCUUGAGCACUCACUCACUCACUCACUCACUCACUCACUCAAUACUGUGUUUCUUUCUACUAACUCAAAAUUAAACAAUCUUUUGUCACCUAUGUAGUAAUCCAUCAUCACCUUCCACAUAUCAUCAUGACCACUACAUCAACUCCCCCCACACUUCUCAAUCCACAAUUUCUUUACAAGCAUAAUAGUCACAACAAUAUUUAUUUAAGUGGAAAUUUAAAGUCUAAGAUAUCUAUUCAUACAUCAUCACAAUUUCACUUCUCUCACAUUGUACCUAUACAUGCAACCUUAAAGGGUCCAAAAGGAUUUGGAUCUUCUCCAAAGAAAAAUAACAAGACAAAGAACCUCAAGAAGAACAAGUCAUUUAAGAGCCUCAAAAAGAACAAAAAACAAGAAAAUGAUGAUGAAGAAGAAGAGGAAGAUGAAGUUGAACAAGAAGAUAGAAGAGAGCAAGGAAUCAUUCCUGAAAUAGUGACAAACAGAAUGAUAGGUAGAAUGGCAUUUUCUGUAGGGAUACCCUUAGGUAUUGGGCUUUUGUUUUUCCCAUUUUUUUACUAUCUUAAAGUUGUUUUGAAAAUUGAUGUACCAACUUGGGUUCCUUUCAUUGUGUCUUUCUUCUUUUUUGGGUCUGCUUUGUUAGGAGUGAGUUAUGGGAUUGUUUCUGCUAGUUGGGAUCCAUUAAGGGAAGGGUCAUUUUUGGGCUGGACUGAGGCCCAAAAGAAUUGGCCUGUUUUUUGGCAGUCACUUAGAAGUGAUUCUGGGAAGGAUUAAGCCAUUUAUGUCUUACCAUAUACUUUGAUUGUAUUAGUUAAUCCAUUUGUAGAAGGAAAUAAAAUUCUUUACAUGUUUCUCUCCA